Molecule: messenger RNA, 1840 nt
Organism: Paecilomyces variotii
Lineage: Eukaryota; Fungi; Ascomycota; Eurotiomycetes; Eurotiales; Thermoascaceae
Product: transferase family protein
Exons: 1
Coding region: 242-1624 (460 amino acids)
Biological process (GO): secondary metabolite biosynthetic process
Molecular function (GO): acyltransferase activity, transferring groups other than amino-acyl groups
Source: RefSeq, a predicted model, not a curated record
CGACGACGACGGGAUACUGUGAUUAUAAAAGUCCGCGUAGGACCGCCCAAACAUAAGCACUUGAAAGUACGGACUCAACUAGACAUAGAUCGACUGGCAGUAUCAUCAGCUCUUCUCAAGACUAUCUACCUAGACUGCCUGUUUUCCGACCUACUGUGAAGAGCCCACUUCUACCGAUUUCAUCAACCAGAUCCCAUUUUGAUCCGUACGCAUCUCACAUCGAGCGGCGACAAGUGGAAUCAUGGACGAGAUCAGGAAAUACGAGUUGUCUGAUUUGGACAAAACGGGCAUCAAGAAGAGGGUGCAACUCGUCAUAUUCUAUGAGCUCCAGCCCACCGUGGAUCUCGACAAAUUGAUAUCCUCCGUGAGGGAAGGGGUGAAUAACGCAACACGCCGAUUACCAUUCAUGGCCGGGAAUUUCAAGUUCGAUAAUACCGGCAGACCCUAUAUCGAAACACUUCCAGGAAGUGAGGUGGAAGUUUCCAUCCGUCGGUUCGAUUCCACGGAGCACCGGUCUUUAUCUGCUUUGGCAAACCGUUCAUACUCUCCCAACGAUGUGCCUUUUGUCCAGUUUCUACCUGACGAGCCACCGGCUAAGAAACCGGUCCUUCUAUCUGACGAGCCAGCGCCUAAGGAACCGGUCUGCGCCCUCCAAGUAAACCUCAUCGAGGGUGGGUUGGUUCUGGGAUUCCGAAUGAACCAUGCGGCUGGGGAUUGGGCGUCUAUCGAUACAUUCCUGUCUCUUGUCUGUCAAAGCAGUAAGGCAUACCAGGAAGGCCUGAAGAUGCCCACCUACACACCGAAUCUCAAUAGAACUCCAUUCAAUGCCCCAGCAGCUGAUCCGGCCAUUUCGAGGCAAGACCAUCUGGAACGCCUCCGCAUCUUUCAUGUUAUGAACAAGAGUCAAAUCAAACCAAAGCAGCUGCCAAUAUGUCGAUAUAGCAUCUACACUAUAUCCGAACCGACUAUCCAACAGCUCAAAGAGCAAUGCACCCCGCAUCUGAGCGAGGUCGACUACAUCAGCUCAUAUGACUGCAUCUCGGCCCUCGUGUGGAAAUCGCUCACGCGUAUCCGCCUCCAAAUUCACACGGAGAAAUCGACCUCUCCAUCCCAUUUCGUCCACCCCAUCGAUGUCCGUUCGCGAGACCCAGAGAACAAAACAUCCAAACAAUACUUUGGCAACGCCGUUAUUGGAACUCAAGCUGGUCCUCUUACUGCCGAAGGCUUAGCAUCGCACGGAGACCGCAGUCUUACAGCUGCUGCUACUGAGAUUCGUAAAUCCGUCAACUCCGUCAAUUUGUCCACAAUUAGCCAUAUGACCGCCCUCAAUGCGUCCCUCGCUCAUUGGGAGAUACUCGGUUUAACUUCAGAUUUUGAUGAUAUGGACAUAUUCAUGAAUUCCUGGUACUCAGGAAGCGCGGAAAAGUACGAUAUUGGGGCUGGUUCGGUCCCUGUUGCCUGUCGGCCGGCUGAUGGUAUGCCGGGAUCUUGCGUUGUGAUUUUGCCGAAUUUUUCACGAGGAGAGACGAAGGUCUUUGAGGUUCUUGUAAAUGUGACGGUUGAAGAGGACGAGUUGUUAAGGAAAGAUGAGGAAUUCUUGAAGUAUUUCGAGCCUCUUGCGUGAGAGGUUGAUGUUGUUGCUAUACUCGAUAUCGUCUUUGCUUGUUUACUCUUGUUACAUACAAUCAUCAUCAUCGUUAUGAUAUUGCGUAGCGGCUGCUGGUUAAUACAUCUGAAGGUUUCGCACUUCCCGACAGAGAUUAAAAGACCUCGACAGGUUGAUACAUCAUGUUGCAUGUUGUUUUGACUGACACGUAUAUAAAGUAUAGUUGAGCAGAUC